CUCCGUUAAAAAAUAUGGCGCCAUAACAGUUCGGCUUCAAUUUGUCAAAACAAAAAAAAACGAUGAUAAAACCUUAGGUUUUCUUAAGCCAAGGAUAGGAAAAUACCAGUGACAAAACAGAUCUGUAUUCAACUGCCAUCUGCGCAUCAGGAAACAUGCAAACCAACAUCCAGCGCAGUUAUGGAGUAGCUAUCAACACACCAAAGAAACAAGGUCAGAUUCCUGUACCUGACACCCCAACCCCUGGGGACAUGUCAGUCUCUUUCCUGGCCAGUACUCCCAAGCCAGGCUGCCCUCAGCUGUCAAGACGGAGACCAGCAUCUAUCGAUUCAAGCCCAGAUGUACAGAAAAGAACCACUCCCAAAGCAGGCAAGGUAGCAACUCUGUCUCGCAGCAGAAACCAGUCCAGUCCCAGCAAACCAUCCCCUCGUAAGGCAGGCGGCAGCCUGGAGGAGAAAAUGGCCUCCAUAGCUAGAUCUCGCUUGGAAAAGAAACACAGGAGAGCAAGUGUGGCUUCUGAUAAACAGGAGAGCUCCAGUGAGACACAUGAUGGCAAUGUGGAUAGUCAAGAACACGCUGACAAGGAUGCGGUACAAACCAUGCCUACUACAUUUCAAGUGAGAAAGAAGCGGAAAGUCUCUGUAUCUGUGUUGGACGAUAUACAUCCUAGAAGCGCGGACCAGAGGGCUGCUUCUGUAGCUCAAAAACCGGACAAAAGUGUGAGGAACAGCAUAAAUGAAUAUCGCAAAAAUAAGUCAAGAACAAAGAAUGUUGCAAGUUUUAAUUCUGGAAAUGCAAGUGUUAUAGAUAGGCAAAGAUCUGCAUCAACAGACAGUCUGAGUGUUGAUGAUUUACAUUCAAGUCAUACGUUUAAAAAAGAUACAAGUGCUUUGUUUAUGACUCGAAAAAAAUCGGUUGAAUCUACUGGUACUCAUGAUGGAAGUAUUGUUGAUGCAAAUAAUAAUUCUCCUGUGAAGCAGGAUAGAAAUGCAACAAAUGAAUUGCAUACAAGUAAAAACAUGUCAAAUAAUUCAAGAAUUAAAAAAAAUAAUGAAAUAAAAAGUUUUCAAACAGCCAGAGAUAGAACAACCGGAACUGCCAAUUCAAAGAUCAGUACAAAUGAAACUGUGACUGAAACUCCGCGGACCAUUAAGACGAAAAGAGCUGCAAUUCAGAAUGGAAAGGGCCAAAGCAAAACACUUCCUAAGGAUGGACAAAGAAAACUGGCAAACACUAUCCAGAAACCAGUUGACGCUUCUCAUUCAGAAAAUGAAAACUCUCAAAAAACAAAUAUGCCAUCUCCACAUAUUCAGGGUUCCACUGAAACUGCUGGUAGUCGUUCAAAAAAGAGGUGUGUUGAACCAAAUAAUGUUUCUGGUCUUAGACAGUUGGCUAAACGUACAAAAAGACAACGGGUAGAGGACGAAACUGAUACAUCAGUUAACAAUGACAUGCCUGUUGAUGAUGAUGGAAAUGAUACUGGAGGAAGUUCACAAGAUGAUCAUGGGGAGUCUGUGAAGUCAAAGGAAAAGAAAGGUCCAAUAGAUGUGGAGAUUGUACUGGAUAUGGUCACUAGCAACGUACAAGCACGCAUGACUGACUGUGAGUCUGCCCAAGAGUAUGUGGCAUUGAAACUCUGGAAAAAAUACUUGACAGAAGAUAUGGCAGCCAUGAUAAAAGAUGUCCAUAAUGUUGCAGCUCUUCAAAACGAAGUUAAAUUGAGCCAGCACCGCAUUAAACAACAACAGAGACAUCUGAUGCGUAUUCAGAAUGAAAGAAUGCAGCUCGAGUUAGAUGUGGGUCCGGUCGAGAAACAGGCAGAACGGAAUAAAGAUAUGGCAAAAAUCAAUAAGUUCCUAUCUAAUCUGAGACAAGUCUUCAACAAGACAGGAACAAAACAUUGAAAACUAUCUGUAUGACCUUUAUCAACCAGAACCUUUUAAUAUGCCUGUUUUUAUAACAGGACAUGUUGAAACACCAAAGUAGGCAGCAAGAAUUUUUGGGACAAGAAUGUAAUUUUGCUCCGCACAAAUGGAUGUCCAAAUAACAGGAUUAAAAAAAUGGUAAUACAGGAAUGUACCAGGGAGUAAUUGCAAGGUCGAAGAUCAGUGAUAAGCAUACAAACAGAUUGGUGGUUGAUUUAUUGACGAGUUUUUUAAUGUCUCCUUGAGGACUUUGCAUUCAGUGUUUUACCUCACUAUUUUGACUUAUCAGCAUCAGUCCAGCCUAUAAUUGCUUCAUAAUUAUAUAUUAUCUACUGGUAUUUACUUUAAGUGUAAAACUUUUCUUCAAACUGAAAAAAAAGUGGAUGUAAAUAGGCUAUUUGAAAUUAGAUGAAUAAAAGAAUGUGAUUAGUGAAAAAACUUUGGCAUACUAUUAUGUAAGAAAUGUGCUUGUUAUUAGAAUUUGGUUGGUGAAAGUAGUGGAAGUUCUUUGAUGACUGUUUAAUGUUUGACAAUUUUUACUGUUGUUUUUUUAGCUCACCUGAAAAACCUUGUAAACACUGUUGAAGUAUCAUUUUAUGUUCAAUCUUCAUGUAACUUUGUCAAAAUAUUUGUCUUAAUGAUAUCUUGAUUGAGUUCAAAAGUGGUUCCAGUCUGUUGAAAAACAUGGCCGCCAGUGGGCGGGGCAGUUUUCCUUAUUUGGCUAUAGAGAAACCUUGUAAACACUGUAGAAGUCACAAUUUUUGCCCAAUCAUCAUGAAAGGUGGUCAAAACAUUGAUUUAAUUGAUAUCUCAGACAAGUUCGAAAAUGGUCCAGAUCGGUGAAAAAACAUGGCCACCAGUGGGUGGUGCAUUUUUCUCUAUAUGUAUUUAGUGGCAGUUUUCUUUAUUUGGCUAUAGAGAAACCUUGUAAACACUCUAGAAGUCACAAUUUUUGCCCAAUCAUCAUGAAAUUUGGUCAAAACAUUGGUUUUAUUGAUAUCUCGGACGAGUUCGAAAAUGGUCCAGAUCGGUGAAAAAACAUGGCUGCCAGUGGGCGGGUCAUUUUUCUCUAUAUGUAUAUAGUUAAAACAUGUGAACACUCUAGUAGUCACAUUUUGGCCCAAUUUUCAUGAAAUUUGGUCAGAAAAUGUGUUUCUUUGAUAUGAGAGUUGAGUUUGAAAACGGUUCCGGUCAGUUGAAUAACAUGGCCGGCGGGGGGGGGGGGGCCCAAUCAUCAUGAAACUUGGUGAAAAGAUUGGUUUUAUAUAUAUCACAUAAUUAUUGCCCUUAGAUUGUCCAAAUUUUCAUUGUAUUAUACAAAAUCAUUGUAAACACUCUAGAGGUCGCAAUUUUGUUUCAGAUUUUAUGAAUCUUGGUCAUGAUAUUUAUUUUUGUAAGCAAAGUUUGAUGUUUGGUAAGGGGGGUCAACUCAAAAUAUAGGUCACCAGGUCAAAUCUUACAAAAAUAAAAUCACUCCAUAUGCCAGAGUUUUGGUUCACACGACUUCAACACAUGUUUUACCAUAAAAAGUAAAGUUGAUUAAACGAAUAAAACUUACCUUACUCACAGACAAGUUAAAUCCAAAUAAUAUUAAAAGCAUCAAGCUUAAAUCGGUAUCAACAUGUUUUGAAGUUGUGUUUGUGUCUAUAAACUAGCCAUGGCCAAAUUAGUUAAAAGGGAAGUAACAAGUCAGCUCAUUGAAAUUAAAAGGUCAAAAUCAACUAUUUGUGUGCUGGGGACGAUUCUGUAAUGUCCUUCUAACUUUUAAUUAUCAACUCUUCUCACUUUACUUUUUAGCUCCACUGGCCAGAGGCCAGCGGGGCUUAUGUCAUGAUCCUGAGUCCGUCUUGUGUGGGUGCGUUUACUUCUCCUUAAAACAUCUUCUCCUAAACUACUGGUCCAAUUCUGAUGAAAUUUCUCAGGAAUGUUCCUGGGGUGAACCUCUUGCAAAUUUGACCCUGCCCCGAGAGUCACAAAAAUGAAAAAACUUUCAAAAUCUUCUCGUCCAUAACCAUUGGGUCUAGGUGUAUCAAAUUUGGUAUAUAGAGACAUCUAAUAGUCCUCUACCAAAUUUCUUCAAAUUAUGCCCCUGGGGUCAAAUUUGACCCUGCCCCGGGGGUCACAAAAUUGAACAUAGGCUUAUAUAAGGCCUAUUUUUUGAAAACUUAAAAAAUCUUUCUGUCCAUAAACAUUGGGCCUAGGGCUACCAAAUUUGGUAUGUAGUGACAUCUUAUAGUCCUCUACCAAAUUUCUUCAAAUUAUGCCCCUGGGGUCAAAUUUGACCCUGCCCCGGGGGUCACAAAAUUGAACAUGUGCUUGAAUAAGGCCUAUUUUGUGAAAACUUUAAAAUCUUUACGUCCAUAACCAUUGGGCCUAGGUCUAUCAAAUUUAGUAUGUAGAGACAUCUUAAAGUCCUCUACCAAAUUUCUUCAAAUUUGACCCUGCCCCGGGGGGUCACAAAAUUGAACAUAUGCUUAUAUACGGCCUAUUUUGUGAAAACUUUAAAAUCUUCUUGUCCAUAACCAACAGGCCUAGAGCUAUCUAAUUUGGUAUGGAGAGACAUCUAAUAGUCCUCUACCAAAUUUCUUCAAAUUAUGCCCCUUGGGUCAAAUUUGACCCUGCCCCUUGGGUCACAAAAUUGAACAUAUGCUUAUAUACGGCCUAUUUUGUGAAAACUUUCGAAAUCUUCUCGUCCAUAACCAUUGGGCCUAGGGCUAUCAAAUUUGGUAUGUAGAGACAUCUAAUAGUCCUCUACCAAAUUUCUUCAAAUUAUGCCCCAGGGGUCGAAUUUGACCCUGCCCCGGGGGUCAUAAAAUUGAACAUAUGCUUAUAUAGGGUCUAUUUUGUGAAAACUUUACAAAUUCUCUUGUCCAUAACCAUUGGGCCUAGGGCUACCAAAUUUGGUAUAUAGUAACAUCUUAUAGUCCUCUACCAAAUUUUUUCAAAUUAUGCCCCUGGGGUCAAGUUUGACCCUGCCCCAGGGUCACAAAAUUUAACAUAUGCUUAUAUAAGGCCUAUUUUGUGAAAACUUUCAAAAUCUUCCUGUCCAUAACUGUAUGGCAUAGGGCUACCAAAUUUGGUAUGUAGUGACAUGUAAUAGUUCUCUUCUUAGUUUGUUUAAAUUAUGCCCCUGGGGUCAAAUUCGAAACUUCCCCGGGGGUCACAAAAUUGAAUAUAUAUGCUUAUAAAGGGCUUAUUUUUUUAUGAAAACUUUAAAAUCUGUCUAUAACCAUUGGGUCGAGGGCUACCAAAUUUGGUAUGUAGUGACAGCUUAUAGUCCUCUACCAAGUUUGUUCAAAUUAUGCCCCUGGGGUAAAUUUGACCCUGCCCUGGAGGUCACAAAAGUGAACAUACGCUUAUAUAAGGCCUAUUUUGUGAAAACUUUAAAAAUCUUCUUGUCCAUAAACAUUGGGCCUAGGGCUACCAAAUUUGGUACGUAGUUAAAUCUUAUAGUUCUCUACCAAGUUUGUUCAAAUUAUGCUCCUGGGGUCAAAUUUGACCCUGCCCCGGGGGAUCACAAAAUUGAACAUAUGCGUAUAUAAGGCCUAUUUUGUGAAAACUUCAAAAAUCUUUGUCGAUAACUAUCCAGCCUAGACUAUCAAAUUUAGUAUGUAGUGACAUCUUAUAGUCCUCUACAAAAUUUGUUUAAAUUUUAUCCCUGGGGUCAAAUUUGAACCUGGCCCAGGGUCACAAAAUUGAACAUAUGCUUAUAUAAUGCCUAUUUUGUGAAAACUCUAAAAAAAUCUUGUCCAUAACCAUUAGGCCUAGGGCUACACAAUUUGGUUUGUAGUGACAUUGUAUAGUCUUCCACUUAGUUUGUUCAAAUUAUGCCCUAGGAGUCAAAUUUGACCCUGCCCUGGGGGCCACAAAAUCGAUUAUAUGCUUAUAUAGUCCCUAUUUUGUGAAAACUUUAAAAUCUUCUUGUCCUUAACCGUAAGGCAUAGGGCUACCAAAUUUGGUAUGUAGUGACAUCUAAUAGUUCUCUACCAAGUUUGUUCAAAAUAUGCCCCAUGGGUCAAAUUUGACCCUGCCCGGGGGGUCACAAAACUGAAAAUACGCUUAUAUGGGGCCUAUUUUGUGAAAACUUUAAAAAUCUCCUGUCCAUGACCAUUGGGCCUAGGGCUACCAAAUUUGGUAUGUAGUGACAUCUAAUAAACCGCUCCCAAAUUUGUUCAAAUAAUGCCUCUGGGGUCAACUUUGACCCUGUCCUGGGGGGUCACAAAAUUGAAUAAACACUUAUAAAGCGCCUAUUUUGUGAAAUCUUUAAAAAUCUUUUUGUCGAAAACCAUUCAGACUAUGGCUACCAAAUUUGGUAUGCAGUAACAUCUUAUAGUCCUCUUCCAAGUUUGUUCAAAUUAUGCCCUUUGGGUCAAAUUUGACACUGACCCCGCGGGUCACAAAAUUGAACAUUAUAUACGCUUAGAUCUUGCUUAUUUUGUGAAAACUUACAAAAUUUCUUGUCCUUAACUCUAGGACCUAGGGCUACCAUAUUUUUUGUAUGUACAUGUAGUGAGAUAUAGUAGUCCUUUACAAAGUUUGCUCAAAUUAUUCCCCUGGGGUUAAAUUUGACUAAGCCCAGGACUGGUGGUCACAAAAGUGUACAUGUGCUUAAAUAGGGCCUAUAUUUAAGUAUUUGCACAUGCAGAGAAUAUUUGUUUUAGCCUAUUUUCAGCAGUGGAGCGAUACAGGGCCAUCAUGGCCCUCUUGUUUUUCAUUCUUACUUUAUCUUUUCACCACCCGUCGCAUAAUUGUCAAGCUUGACGGCAGCAACGUACAAUGUUAAUGUAGAUGAAUCCCUUCCAUGGCCAGUCUGUGCCGAUUUUUAUAUUACUUAAAUACGCUAAACAGUUAAAUCACAGAAAACAUUAGGCAAUCUAAACAAAAUUAAGCGCAACUUUAGCGACAUCAUUUGAAAUGAGUUUUUUUCAUUAUGAAGCUUGCCGAAUUAGUACCAAAAGUCUCAGAACACGCCACAAUUAAAUAUUAUGCAUACAACCCCCACAUACACUUAUUGAAACACCAUUAUAUGUACCUAACCAAUUAAUUUAUGUGACAAAGUAGUCAAGUCUUUCUUUAUAUUUUCCAAAAUAGUGUUGGUAAAAUGAAAUAAAACUGGCGAAUGUUGAAAAGGCACUAUUGAUAAUAUAUAAGGCAUUAAAAGUACAUUUUUAUGCAUAUGUGCUCACAACACUUACUAUAGGCCUCUACAAAGCAAAGAAAUUGCAACAGAAGGGCUGGACAUUAGGUUUUUUGUCAUGACAAAGAAUUUCAAAGUUGCUGCUCACAUAAGGUUUCCUAUUCUUCUCCAGAUGGUAUUCAUGUUUUCCCAACAUGGUCAUUAAAAACGCAAUUUCUCCACACAAAAAAUAGUUUUCUGGAGAAACCUUGCUGAGAGGUUAUGGCAGACAUGUGUAAGUUUAUAAAAAUCAUUUAAUUAUUGUAGUGGCUUGCAAAUUAAAGCAGUUUUUCUCCCCUAAAUGCCUGAAUAUGGCCCAAUUUGCCUGAUCUUCUACUUCAGGGCGCCACAUUUCGCUCAUUUUGUAAGACAAUUUGUCAGGAUUUUUUCUACAUGUAGGCCAAUAUCUUUGUUAUCAAUGCUUAUACAAAGUUGUUUGAAUUUGGACUUUAAAUUUUUUUAAUUUUUCCAAUUUACUUACCCUAUGUAAGUUCACGCUAAAAUAUACAAAGCUGCUCUGAUGGUAUUAUGCUGCUCACAAGGUAUCGGGGUUUCCUGGGGUGUAUAUGGCUAUAGUAAAACCUUGAUGGCACUAGAAGUCACAUUCUUAGUCCGAUCUUCAAGGAACUUGGUCAGAACGUUUUUUCUAAUUAUAUCUGAGCUGUGUUAAAGAAUGGUUCUGUCCGUUGAAAAAAUGGUUGCCAGGGGCUGGUCAUUUUUCUUAAAUGACUUGUAAAGCCUUGUUAAAUCUCUAGAAGACAAGUGUGUUGUCAAAUCUUUAUGGAACUUUGUCAGAACGUUUGUUUUAAUGAUAGCUUGGUUCGAAAAUGGUUAUGGUUCAUUGAAAAAUAUUACUUCUAUGGAAAACUGGAUUUGUUCUUAUAUGGCAAUAGUAAAACCUUGUUAACACUUACCAGUCACAUUUUAAGUCCAAUCUUCAUGAAAUUUGGUUGGAACAUUGGUUUAAAUAUCUGGGCUAAAUUGGAGAAUAGUUCCUGUCACCUGAAAAACAUAUCUGCUAGGGGGCUGGGCAUUUUUGCUUAUAUGGCAAUAGUAAAACCUUCUUAACUGUCUAGUUGAUAUUUUGACAAAGUGUGAAAAUGGUUUCAGAAAUAUCUCAAAAAAUUCUGAGAGCAGUUCAGUUCCCUGAAGUCUUAGAUCAGGGACCGUGGGCCUCUGGCAGUCUUGUUUGUGAAAAACAUUAUGUUUGAAUAUUACUGUGCACUUUUAACAGCAUGCUGCAAAAGUAGUGUUUCUUAACCACUAGUGUGUUUUGUGCUAAUAUUGCUGUAGUUUAAUUCUUAACAAAUAUUUUGGUUUGCUGCAAUUGUCUUGGGUUGGCAGAUCAAGGUUAAAGAAAUGUGUUAAUACAGAACUUACCACAACUAUUCUUCACGUGCAGUAGGCACACACGUUUGUCACACUUCACAUGUAAUAUUGUUAUGCCCUAUCUGAAAGGUCAUGGUGACAUUUAUGGGUCAAGUAUCAACAAAAAUCGAUCAUACUUCUUUUCCAGACCAGGUGUUCUUUUGCUAUUGGAGUAAACAAUCAUACCCGUUUUCACAACAUGCUCUACAUUCUGCUUAUAUGCAUUAAGUAUUGCAACAACAAUAAUUAGUAACUACAUAUGAUUUUAUGUCCUAACUUUUGUUUGCUACUUCUUGUUUACAAUUCAUCUAAACAUUUCAUUGUAAUAAUCAUGAGGUCUUGUUGAUUCUUCAACUGCAUGUUAAUGUUGUUUUUAAUGUUUCUUCUUUAAGAUGGUUUGUAAUGUACAUGUAGAUAAUGUAAUAAAGUCUUACAAAAGCAAAACAA
Molecule: messenger RNA, 8916 nt
Organism: Dreissena polymorpha
Lineage: Eukaryota; Metazoa; Mollusca; Bivalvia; Myida; Dreissenidae
Exons: 10
Coding region: 156-1904 (582 amino acids)
Source: RefSeq, a predicted model, not a curated record